Molecule: messenger RNA, 2403 nt
Organism: Talaromyces marneffei
Lineage: Eukaryota; Fungi; Ascomycota; Eurotiomycetes; Eurotiales; Trichocomaceae
Exons: 2
Coding region: 1-2403 (800 amino acids)
Biological process (GO): protein dephosphorylation
Molecular function (GO): protein tyrosine phosphatase activity
Source: RefSeq, a predicted model, not a curated record
AUGUCAUCUCCGUUCUUGUGUCCGAGGGAUUCUUCUGAUGGUGGCGGCUCUGGUGGAUCAGCUGUGAGUACAAACUACUUUGGUCUUCCUGUGGACAACUAUGGAAGCCCACCAGGAUCCAAUCCAGGGCCACACACCAAGAAGAACUGGGAUAUGUUUUCGCAGUCAUAUUCUUCAAUACCCAGUCCAAAGUUACAGAAAGUAUCACCAAAUCCCGAGCAAACGCAUAUGAUAAGCUUAGUGGGCUCUAGUUAUCGGGCCGAGGAACAAGGUCACUCGCGAACGGGAGAGCAUGCUGCUCAUGAUACCGCCACAAACCAGCCGGACUUACGACGGAACACGAAGUUCUCACGCUCGUUUGGGCCUGGCAUUCAGGCAGGUGGUUUGCUGGAAUCUCACACUACCUACCUGGGCACUCAUGUUCAUGCUUCACCCAUGCAAAUCUCACCCACGGAAAAUCUUCAGCGAGGACAGUCCAACCAAGUACCUUCUUUUGGCUUCCCAAAUACUUAUUCGCCCGGCAUAUAUCAGUCUACUCCAGGAACAAACAUUCAAGGUGAAGACAACAGCCGUGUAAAUACUAGCUUGUCUUUGCCGGUAAUUACACACUAUCCGUUAUCAAACUCUAGCGGCGAAGAUCGUCGGCGCGCAGAGACACUCCCAACACCUAUAGACCAGCAGUCCAUCAGCUUCAUUUCGGUUGAAGAUUGUCAACGGUUACUUCAAGCAUCACCAGAGAAGACAUUGCUGCUUGAUAUUCGGCCCUAUCCUCAGUUUUCGCAAGCAAAUAUCAUGGAAUCCCUCAACCUCUGCAUACCCACAACGCUUUUGAAGAGGCCCUCUUUCAACACUGACAAGCUCAAGGAUACGUUCACCAACGAAUCUGAGAGAAGAAAGUUCUUGUCUUGGAAACAAUGUGCCUAUAUAAUAGUAUACGACUCACAUACGGAACAAACAAGAGAUGCCACACAGCUUAUGAAUGUACUUAAGAAGUUCAAGGUGGAAGGCUGGCGUGGUGAAGCAAGGAUAUUGCGUGGAGGUUUCACAGCCUUUGCUGGCCGCUUUCCCAACCAAAUACGACAGCAGCGCCAAAACAAAGCCAACCCAUCGGGCAUGCCAGCCCGGCCAAUGAGCUUAAAUCUUGCAUCUACUGUGCCAGUAGCCGGAGGUUGCUCAUUACCAGCUGCUGCUCCAGCCGAGCCAUUCUUCUGUAAUAUUCGGCAGAACAUGGAUCUGGUCGGCGGUGUUGGUCAGAUACCCGUCAAACUUCCGAAUGGAUUGACACCUGAACAUGCCAAACAUCUUCCAGAGUGGCUUCGCAUGGCAUCAGCUUAUGAAGACAAAGGACACGAUGUAUCGCAGAAAUUCUUGAAGAUUGAGCAGCGCGAGCUGCAUCGCAUGCGAGAGGCCCUAGACUCCCAUGCCAAUUACGAUGAAAAGUCCUCAACCAAAUUCCGUGUUGCCGGAAUCGAGAAAGGAUCAAAGAACAGGUAUAAUGAUAUCUAUCCAUUCGACCAUUCUCGAGUUCGACUUCAGGAUGUUCCUUCUGGUGCCUGUGAUUACAUUAAUGCAAAUUACGUGGGAGCGAAGCUUACCAACAAGAUGUACAUUGCCACACAGGCACCUAUACCAGACACAUUCGCCGAUUUCUGGCGUGUGGUUUGGGAACACGACGUCCGCGUGAUUGUAGCCCUUACAGCUGAGAUGGAGCGAGGACAAAUCAAGUGCCAUCCGUAUUGGAAUACCAACAGUUACGGUCCUUUCAAAGUCAAGGCUCUCGGAGAGAGACGCGUAUAUGUGGACUUGCAAACAGACACUGAAACGCCGGAGCAUUCGUCGGCUUCUGAAAAGAAACCUUCUUCAGAAGGCCUGUACAGUGCUGAAGAUGAGCGGCCUUAUAUUCUUGUCCGGCACUUCACCCUCUCACAUUCCGACUAUCCUUUCAAGCCGAUCCGGGAAAUCACCCAACUGCAAUACUCGUACUGGCCCGAUUUUGGAACGACAUCGCAACCGAGUCAUUUGUUGAACCUUAUUGAACAAUGCAAUAAAAUUACCAGGGGCAGCAGUCCAAUCAAAUUCAGCGCUGAAGACGCCCAGCCACCAGGUUUUCGGCCUAUUGUGGUCCACUGCAGCGCCGGAUGUGGUCGAACAGGCACUUUUUGCACAGUCGACAGUGUAUUGGACAUGCUCAAACAACAGCGCACGAAACGAGCCACCACAAAUGACGACGAUAGAAAGAAUAACGAUGACAACGAGAAAUGGAUUUAUGACGACUCCACGGAUCUGAUCGCCAAGACAGUUGAGGAUUUCCGAACUCAACGUCCCAGUAUGGUACAGAAUCUGAGUCAGUUUGUACUUUGUUAUGAAACGGUUUUGGAAUGGGCUGCGUUGCAUGAUGCAUAG